Messenger RNA from Rattus rattus (black rat), 1064 nucleotides. RefSeq names its product C-X-C chemokine receptor type 1. Gene Ontology annotation, biological process: immune response; neutrophil chemotaxis; G protein-coupled receptor signaling pathway. The transcript has a single exon. Bases 1 to 1050 code for a protein of 349 amino acids. The record is from RefSeq and is a predicted model, not a curated record. NCBI's taxonomy places the organism in Eukaryota, Metazoa, Chordata, Mammalia, Rodentia, Muridae. Gene Ontology annotation, cellular component: membrane. Gene Ontology annotation, molecular function: C-X-C chemokine receptor activity.
AUGGCCGAGGCUGAGUAUUUCAUCUGGACUGCUCCUGAGGGUGACUUUGAGGAAGAAUUUGGAAAUAUCACCAGAAUGCUGCCCACUGGAGAGUAUUUCAGCCCCUGUAAGAGGGUCCCAAUGACCAACAGGCAGGCUGUAGUUGUCUUCUACACACUGGUGUUCCUCCUUAGCUUGCUGGGAAACUCGCUGGUGAUGCUGGUCAUCUUAUACAGGCGAAGGACCCGAUCCGUCACCGACGUCUACGUGCUGAACCUAGCCAUUGCUGAUCUACUCUUUUCAUUGACUCUGCCCUUCUUGGCUGUCUCCAAAUCGAAGGGCUGGAUUUUUGGCACACCCCUGUGCAAGAUGGUCUCACUCCUGAAGGAAGUCAACUUCUUCAGUGGUAUCUUGCUGCUGGCCUGCAUCAGUGUGGAUCGAUACCUGGCCAUCGUCCAUGCCACCCGCACACUGACCCGAAAGCGCUACUUGGUUAAAUUCGUAUGCAUGGGCACCUGGGGUCUAUCUUUGGUUCUGUCUCUGCCUUUUGCCAUCUUCCGCCAGGCAUAUAAACCAUACCGUUCUGGAACAGUCUGCUAUGAGGUCCUGGGUGAAGCCACAGCAGAUCUUAGGAUAACAUUGCGUGGUCUGUCCCACAUAUUUGGCUUCCUCUUGCCGCUGCUCAUCAUGCUGGUCUGCUACGGGCUCACACUGCGCACGCUCUUUAAGGCCCACAUGAGACAGAAACGCCGGGCCAUGUGGGUGAUCUUUGCUGUUGUGUUGGUCUUCUUGCUUUGUUGCCUGCCCUACAAUCUGGUUCUGCUCUCGGACACUCUCUUAGGAGCCCACUUGAUUCAAGAUACUUGCGAGCGCCGCAAUAACAUUGACCAGGCCCUGUAUAUUACCGAGAUCCUGGGCUUUUCUCACAGUUGUCUUAACCCGGUCAUCUAUGCCUUUGUUGGCCAAAGUUUUCGUCAUGAAUUCCUCAAGAUCCUUGCUAACCUGGUUCACAAGGAGGUUUUGACACACCACUCUGCUUCCUUUCUCACGUCUCUCACCACUGUCUAUUAAACUUCUGAGAAUUA